This is a messenger RNA of Neurospora tetrasperma FGSC 2508, 750 nucleotides long. RefSeq lists its product as uncharacterized. The coding region runs from base 59 to 310 and encodes 83 amino acids. Gene Ontology annotation, biological process: endoplasmic reticulum to Golgi vesicle-mediated transport. NCBI's taxonomy places the organism in Eukaryota, Fungi, Ascomycota, Sordariomycetes, Sordariales, Sordariaceae. Gene Ontology annotation, cellular component: COPII-coated ER to Golgi transport vesicle; Golgi membrane; endoplasmic reticulum membrane. The record is from RefSeq and is a predicted model, not a curated record. The transcript is spliced from 3 exons.
CGACCGAUCAGCGACCAAACGACGACGACGACGCCGCGCCCCAGCGCCAUUCGUCAAGAUGUUGAUCUUCGGAAAUCUUAUCUAUGUCUCCUGCCUAUUGAUCAACGCUAUUGCCAUCCUCUCUGAGGAUAGGUUUCUUGCCAGGAUCAACUUCUCUCCCUCCUCCUACGACCCAGCCUUCGGCCAAAGCGCAGAUGCCUCCGUCCAAGCCAAGAUCAUGAACCUGAUUGCGAGCGUACGGACGUUGAUGAGGCCCCUCCUGAUUUUGGUCAACACAUUGAUAAUAAUAUACGAGCUGGUGCUUGGCUAAGCAAGGAUCCUUCAGUCGAACAUCGCACCAACGAAGAGAAGGAAGCUGGGUGUCGAAUUGAAGACAGAAAAAUAGAGAGAGAUGCAUAACAGGAUGGUGCAGGGGAAUAGGAAGGUUGAGGAUGGUCAUCGAGCGAAUCAGGCAUCAAGAAAGGACUGGAACAGGAAGCAAAGCAAAGCAUACGAAAAAUACAUUUGGAAGACGGGUUUAGUCACAUGGUUCGGACUACACGGCCUCAGUUGUGGGCUGACAAGAAGAGAAAGAAAGAAAGAAGGGUGAUAACGCAUCGGAAUGAUUAAGAAUUAAUGUAAAGUUGACAUCACCGCUUGGGUCUGAUGGGCGACUAAUGGCUGCAAACUUUCAGACAGGGAAGAGGCGGUUGUGUGAAAUCCCUUGAUGAGAAUUGCGAAGUAGUGUAGAAUCAAAGUCAGUGCCUGUGA